Molecule: messenger RNA, 1074 nt
Organism: Acyrthosiphon pisum (pea aphid)
Lineage: Eukaryota; Metazoa; Arthropoda; Insecta; Hemiptera; Aphididae
Product: putative neural-cadherin 2
Exons: 6
Biological process (GO): cell migration; multicellular organism development; homophilic cell-cell adhesion
Cellular component (GO): plasma membrane; catenin complex
Molecular function (GO): calcium ion binding; cadherin binding; beta-catenin binding
Source: RefSeq, a predicted model, not a curated record
AUGUGUGUACAGUACGAAUUACAUCUAUCCGCGUCGGACAACUUGAAAGAAAACCACACGAUAGUCGUGAUCCACGUGAAAGACGUUAACGAUAAUCCACCGGUGUUCGAACGGCCCACGUACCGGACACAGAUCACGGAAGAGGACGACCGGAACUUGCCCAAACGCGUCUUACAGUACGAAUUGAUAUUGGCCGCUUCCGACAACUUCCAAGACAGCAAAACGACGGUGGUGAUUAACGUAAAAGACAAAAACGACAUGCCGCCCGUAUUCAACUCGCCGCUGUACGCCACCGAAAUGGAAGAAGAACUUAGCGGAGCGUAUCCACACCAUUUGUUACAAGUAACAGCCACCGACGGCGACAAGGAUCGUCCGCAGAACAUCGUAUAUUUCCUCACGGGACAAGGAAUCGACCCUGACAACCCGGCCAACAGCAAAUUUGACAUCAAUCGUACGUCUGGCGAGAUAUUCGUCCUCAAGCCAUUGGACAGAGAUCAGCCCAACGGCAGGCCGCAGUGGAGAUUUACCGUGUUCGCGCAGGACGAAGGGGGCGAAGGCUUAGUUGGAUACGCUGACGUCCAAGUGAACCUGAAAGACAUCAACGACAACGCGCCGGUAUUCCCGCAAGGAGUAUACUGGGGAAACGUAACCGAAAACGGGACAGCCGGUAUGGUAGUGAUGACAAUGACGGCGGUGGAUUACGACGACCCGGCCGAGGGAACUAACGCUAAGCUGAUAUAUUCGAUCGAGAAGAACGUGAUCGAAGAGGAAACUGGCACUCCGAUAUUCGAAAUCGAAUCCGACACGGGAGUCAUCAAGACGGCUGUGUGCUGUUUGGACCGAGAACGCACUCCGGACUAUUCGAUCCAAGUGGUCGCCAUGGACGGCGGAGGCCUGAAAGGAACGGGCACCGCUUCCAUUCGGGUGAAGGACAUCAACGACAUGCCGCCGCAGUUCACCAAAGAAGAGUGGCUCACCGAAGUCGACGAGACCGACGGAUUUAAUUUCCCGGAAACUCCCAUAUUGACCGUGACGGUGCACGACGAAGACGAGACCAACAAGUUCCAGUACAAA